Messenger RNA from Anthonomus grandis grandis, 5132 nucleotides. RefSeq names its product aryl hydrocarbon receptor protein 1 (gene ss). The record is from RefSeq and is a predicted model, not a curated record. Gene Ontology annotation, biological process: regulation of transcription by RNA polymerase II. Bases 436 to 2880 code for a protein of 814 amino acids. Gene Ontology annotation, molecular function: protein dimerization activity; nuclear receptor activity; transcription cis-regulatory region binding. The transcript is spliced from 17 exons. Gene Ontology annotation, cellular component: aryl hydrocarbon receptor complex; nucleus. NCBI's taxonomy places the organism in Eukaryota, Metazoa, Arthropoda, Insecta, Coleoptera, Curculionidae.
GAUAUACCAUAAGUUCGAUAAUAGUUUUAUUAUUAUCGUAAAACGGUGUUGUAAAAUUAAUUGUCGCGAUCGUUUUGAUGAAUAUUCUCGGGCACGUUUUUACUUGAAAACCGGUUAAUUUUGAGUGACAGACAGUUCAUAUUCGAGUGAUUUAGGACAAUAUUGUUUUUUGGACUUUUGACUUUUUAAAGUUGUUGUGCAGUGAGUUGCAUGAAGGGACUGGUUCAGUGUGUUACCGGAAAAGGAAAAUAUUGUCCGUUUUGAGAGUAUUUUCGAAUUGUCAAAACGGAUUUCUUGGGAGUUCAAGGGUCACACCCAUGUCCGCCCAACCAUCAACUAGUCAGCGUGACCCCUUUUGGCGGUGAGGGUAUCCUGACUGCCGCCUCCGGGGUGGCAGUUGUCCCUCCACCACCUUCCACACCCAGUGCUACUACCAUGAACCAUCAGUUGAGCACUGUUUAUGCUACAAAAAGGAGAAGAAGAAAUGGAAAAAGUUUGAAACCGACACCUAAAGAUGGCGUGACCAAAAGUAAUCCCAGCAAAAGGCAUCGGGAACGGUUGAACGCCGAAUUGGAUACACUCGCUAGUCUUCUGCCAUUUGAGCAAAACAUCUUGUCAAAGCUUGACAGGCUGUCUAUCCUUCGUCUUUCCGUCAGUUAUUUACGCACAAAAAGCUAUUUUCAAGUUGUGAUGCACAAAGACAAAGAGGAUCAAAUCGGAUUGCAUCGGUCACGUGAUCUCACAGCCUUCGACCACACACCACUGGACGGUGAAAUGUUUUUACAGGCUCUCAACGGCUUCCUGAUGAUCCUUACUUGCGAGGGCGAAGUGUUUUUUGCUACUCAUAGUAUAGAAGGUUACUUGGGGUUUCAUCAGUCGGACAUAGUCCACCAGUCAGUUUAUGAACUGGUUCAUUCAGAAGACAGAGAAGAACUUCAAAGGCAACUGAUGUGGAACUCCUUCCUUCCACCUGAGUCAGCAAAUAUGGGCCUUCAGGAUGUCCUGAGUCCCGAGAAUGCUCACCUUUUGGAACGAAGUUUUACCGUGCGCUUCCGAUGUCUGUUAGACAAUACUUCCGGUUUUUUGAGGUUGGAUAUACGAGGGCGAGUAAAAGUGCUUCACGGUCAAAACAGAAAGUCAGAAGAGCCGCCGUUGGCACUAUUUGCCAUUUGCACACCAUUUGGACCGCCUUCGCUCCUAGAGAUUCCACAGAAAGAAGUUAUGUUUAAGAGUAAACAUAAAUUGGAUCUGGCACUUGUCUCAAUGGAUCAAAGGGGCAAACUUCUGUUGGGCUACUCCGAUUCGGAGUUGGCCAACAUGGGUGGAUAUGAUCUUGUUCAUUACGAUGAUCUUGCAUAUGUGGCCAGUGCGCAUCAAGAGUUGUUAAAAACUGGCGCGUCCGGUAUGAUAGCAUACAGAUUCCAAACCAAAGAUGGCCAAUGGCAAUGGCUGCAGACUAGUUCUAGAUUAGUGUAUAAGAAUUCAAAGCCAGAUUUUGUGAUAAGUACGCACAGACCCUUAAUGGAAGAAGAAGGUAGAGAUCUUCUAGGUAAGCGCACUAUGGAUUUUAAGGUCAGUUACCUGGACGCAGGUCUUCCUAAUACGUAUUUCUCAGAAAAUGACCAAUUGCUGACGUCUCCAACGCAUACGUCAGUACCUUCGACUCCUACUAGAGUAAAUAGAAGAUAUAAAACGCAAUUGAGAGAUUUCUUAUCGACCUGUCGAACAAAACGUAAAUUGUCACACGGAUCAAGUGGUGGACAAGUAACGCCCCCUAAUAAUGCAGCUGUGACAACUUCUGUGGUGCCCUCUAUGCCCACUACAGUGGAAUACAUAGCAGAUGGCUGUACAGCGACAUACAAUAUGUACCCCGCUCCAUACGCAACAGCCACGACAGAUCACAUGAGCUACAUGACUCAUUCGGCAUCGAACUUUAAUCAUACCCUUUAUCCAACGGCAACAGCGCUGGACAAUCGGUAUCUGACCACGACCGAGAAUAUUUUUCAUCAAUAUAGGCCUCUUAGUAGUUACUAUCCCGAGUACCACCACCCAUCGCCUUCCACACCGUACAAUGGCUUCCUAGACAUGACUCCAAGGACGUAUGAUCCAGCGGCUACAAAUCCAACACACCAUCCAACAUAUAGAGCAGCUGUCGUAGAUGAUAAGCUGUAUCCUUGUCAUCAACAGGUUGUCGAAACUACGCCAGUGAAAUACCCAGCUUACGACGGAACCCGAAGUUAUGUGGUACCAAACAAUAAAUGCAUUGACGUAGGAUGGCCUUACUCAGUGAGUCCUUCUUCAGGUAUAAUACAGCCGGUGCAAGUGAUGAGUUCUGCUCAAAUUGAGUUGGCACCAAGCCCACAUAAGGAUAUCCUAAAAAAACAUUCUACAUCACCACAGCAUGGUCUCAUUCAACCUAAAAUUGAAGAAAUCAAACAGGACACGCCGCUAAUGCAGCCUCAAGACAGCCCUAGUAACCACCAUAUUGGGACACCUCAGCAUUUUUCUCCAAUAUCCACUUCUAACCAGGGAGAUAUGCCCAGCCGACAAACUGUAUUAAUGUGGGGAUCCCAUAAUUCAACACCAGUAAAUAAUAGAAGUCCUACAAGUGAUGGUGCAUCACAAGACUAUCAACAUCAUCAUAUCAAUUCAGUGCCUGUUAGCAUGCAUCACCAAGUUACGGCAGUUCCAGUCAGCAAUGAACACUGCGAAUCAAUUAAAGGCAUAGCAGAAAUCAACAGCCAUCACCAGUGGAACGAUCCUGAGGAGGGACCUACAAAAGUCGAAACGGUGGUCCAAAACGGCAAUCCCGAUAGCCCGAACCAGCACCACGUGAGCCAUCACAAUCAUCACAAUUCAAGAGUUGUGAUGGUUUUGUGAUGAAUCCGGUGCGUCUUCCCUUUUUUUUUGUAUAUAAUUAUGUAGUUGUAAAUAUGAGGUUGAUAUUCAAAUUGUGAAAAUUACAGUUUUAGCCUUAGAUAGGUGGUUUACCGAGUUCAACCUAAUUUUUACAACUCGAAUAUAUAAAUAUUUUUAAAUACUAGUUCUAAUGUUCAAAUUUGUAAUUAUUAAGGUAAGUGUUGAAGAAGAAAAUUUUACAAUACGGAAAUUUGCUUUUUCACAUAAAAUGCACAUAAAAAAUACUCCAUGCAUAGUGUUUAAUGAAUAAAACAUAUCUUCCUUAAUUUUAUUUCGCUAAAAUUUACAAAUUAGUCUUCUAAAUGAAAUGUCUAAAGGUCAGUGAAAUGUGAGCUUGGAUGUUUAGUAACUUAUCUAGUUAUUUAAAAAAUUAUUUGCCACAGUGACCCUUUUUCUUUAUUCAAGUGGAUUGACAAGAAAUAUCAUGAGUUAUCCGUUUCUUCAAUCCAGACAAUAACAAACAUAAGAAACUGAGCUAAUUAAAAGGUAAAAUUUGGAAAAAGUUGACCAAAUUUUGUUUGCAAACACACAAAUAAAAAUUUUAAUAUUUUGUCACUUUUAUCAUAAUUUAGAACUAGAUUAAAAUUUUCUUAAAUCCAGCUUAACAUUUUUUUAUUACCUGUAAUUUUUAUUGUGUAGAUAUCAUUUUGUAAUUAUUUAAAUAAUUCUUAUGUUGUUUAUUUUACUUUAGUUCAAGAUGAUCGUACACUAAACAUUUUAAGUAUUUUAUAAAGAAAUCUUCUGAAAUUGUAUGAAAUAUCCUAAAUACGUCCAACUUAAGUGUUUAGCUAGUAGAAGAUCUGAUCUGGAAAUCCACAUUUGGAUGCAAAUUUCACUUUCUUUUCUCAAUUGUUGCAACCUCAAAGGUCUCAGGACGGUCCAUAACUUAAAUUUCAAACUCCUUAACCAUUCUGUUGGCCAUUGCUAAAGGCAAUUGAUAAUGCGAGGAUUGACUCUCAAAGAGACAAUGCUCUAUCGGUCUAAAGUAUUUUUAGCACUGCAGCGUUGCCGCUUACAUAGAAGAAUAGCAACACCUUUAAUUUUUUAAAUGGAAUACUCUGUAUAUUUUAAGAUAUUUUGAUUUUCUGUUUUGUUUUGUCAAAAUUGUUUAGUUCGCAGCUAUUUAACCAACCAUUAGCAACUAUUUAGGCCAACGUACGGAUCCUUGGUUUCCAAUCCAUUUGUUAGGGAACAAUUCAUUUAAUAAAUUGGUGACGCAUCGUCCAUUAUGGGGUGAUGCACCGCCCUGUUGCCACCAUAGUUGACGUAAUAUAUUAAAGGUUCUUCCAUUAAGGAAUUAAUUAUAUUGGUAUUUAUUAAUUCUGCAUAUCUUUCGGUCUAAGAUUUCUUUCAAGAAAAAAACGGGCCGAUAAUUUUAUUGUGCUACAUACCGACCCAUAUAUUAAAUUAUUGUUGUCCCUACGUCUUACUUCUUGAUUCUGCCUUGGAUUUUCUAUUUCUAUAGUCUUCGUUAUAAAAUUACGCGACAGUUUUACCACUAACCAAAACUCUUUAUUUUUACUCUCGACACGUGUUUCGCUAACGAUGUUAGCAUCUUCGGGAGAAGAUUAAAACUAAAUAUACUAGCACAGUAAAGAGAACGUUUUUAUUCCUAUAAAAAAUAUAUUUUUUGUCUUUCUCUUUAACAUAUGAGUCCUUAUGGAAAUAUCCAUUAAUAUUAAAUCGUUGAAUAAGUGCGAUACAUGAGAGUGAAUUAUUAAAAUAAAAAUUAUUCAUACAAGAGAAUGAAUAAUUUAUUUUGUUAUAUCUAUUCAAAUAGAGUCGUAAAAAAUGAAAUCGCCAGUAUUCGGUUUUUUCCAAAUAUCAUCGGAAGUAUUCGGAAUUUUUGAAAUUUUAAAAGGGCGUUUUGAUGAGCACCAAAUUGCGCAACUUUGCCUUGUAUCUCUUCUAGUUAACGAGAUCUCAAUAGUGAGACUCGAAAUUGGGACACCCUGUUCGUCCAUAAUACGCAAUUUUGUAAACGAUAAUACGUAAUUAAAUUUUAGGACAUAUAUAUAAUAUUAUUUCAUUUAUGAUAAGUAGCCCAGAUGUAUUAAUAUGCCAUUAAUUAAGGCACUUAUUAAUUAGUUAUUCAUUAAAUAUGUUUGUAGAUCGAUCAUCUUGGACGCGAUCAAUGCUAGUCAAUCAAUGGUUACUUGUAAAUUAUUUUGUACUAUAAUUUAUGAACUGUAAUAUUAAAUAUAAAAAUGUAA